GUAUAGUAGCUUGUGUUGAAACGCCCAACUAUAACAAAGUCUCCAUACUGUCUCCUCUGCCUCCCUGAGAUCUCUCUCUCUCUCUCUCUCUCUCUAGAUCCACCUUCCUAGAUAGCUCGCACAUCAUAGAUAAAUCUUCAGCUCCGGCUAGCCGUCGUGUGGGUGCAAGCUCUGCUGAACGUGUGUGCCGUCAUGGUUCGCGGGAAGACCGUGAUCAAGCGGAUCGAGGACACGACGAGCCGGCAGGUGACCUUCUCCAAGAGAAGGAGCGGACUGUUCAAGAAAGCCAAUGAGCUGGCCAUCCUCUGCGAUGCUCAGGUUGGCGUGCUCCUCUUCUCUAGCACCGGCCGCCUCUAUGACUUCUCCAGCACCAGCAUGAAAUCUAUGAUCGAAAGAUACAACCAGACGAAGGAGGGUCAUCAACUCAUGAGUGCGAGUACCGAGUCCAAGUUUUGGCAAGCGGAGGCAGCACGAUUGAGGCAGCAACUACAUAACUUGCAAGAAGAUCAUAGGCAGUUGGUGGGACAAAAUCUUUCUGGCCUAGGAGUUAAAGACUUAAAGUGUUUAGAGAACCAGCUGGAAAUGAGCCUCCAUAGCAUUCGGCUAAAGAAGGAUCAACUUAUGAUUGACCAAAUUCAAGAGCUAAACAAGAAGGAAAGCAUUUUGCAUGAAGAAAACAAGGAACUACGUCAUAAAUUGAACAGCAUUCGCCAGGAGAACGUGAAUUUGCAGAAAAAGGUACAUGGACAGAUAGGAGUAGAUGGGGGGCAGAAUAGUUCUGCCAUUGACUACAAUAUUGCUGUCCCAGAGGAGGAUAUGACUCCAGUUCGUCUUGGACUUAGCCAAGCACAGCACGUAGCCAAAGAGAAACCGGAAGCAACAGCCUCGGGGUGAAUGCUCUAUGUUAACCUGAUAUACUACUCUGUUUUGAUCUAAAUGCAUAAUAAAAUAAUGUCUGUUCACUAAAUUUUCAUCAUACUUCGACUGCAUUGAUUAGAAGAACCACCAGGAGACUUAGAAGCAUACUAGAAGCACUAUCAGCCCACCUGCUACUGUUUAAGUGCGAAUUAUGUGUAAACAAUUGCAUGAACUGUAGUCCAUUUCUCUCUGAAUACCUUAGUAAUGUAUCUGUAUCAUUCUUUCACAUACAUUAUGUAUUUGCAGUGAAAGCAUAUUAUAAAUGUCAUAUCUCGAGUUAAAGUUGAAA
Phragmites australis (common reed) is the source of this 1207-nucleotide messenger RNA. RefSeq names its product MADS-box transcription factor 23-like. Gene Ontology annotation, biological process: positive regulation of transcription by RNA polymerase II. The transcript has 7 exons. The record is from RefSeq and is a predicted model, not a curated record. Gene Ontology annotation, cellular component: nucleus. Bases 193 to 894 code for a protein of 233 amino acids. NCBI's taxonomy places the organism in Eukaryota, Viridiplantae, Streptophyta, Magnoliopsida, Poales, Poaceae. Gene Ontology annotation, molecular function: DNA-binding transcription factor activity, RNA polymerase II-specific; protein dimerization activity; RNA polymerase II cis-regulatory region sequence-specific DNA binding.